UCGUCGUGAGCUCUUAAUCCGGAAGACGAUGUCGAUACAUAUUUUGAUUUUUUUAAUAUUUACUUGUGAAAUCAAUGCUUCCUGUACAGAUCCUCGUCAUGAUCAGCAACAAUUUUGUGGAGCACAAAAUGCGUUUACAGCGGUGGUUGACGGGGUAUGGGGACCAGCGGGAGACCCCUUCGACAGAACAUAUAGAGUGACUGUUAAAAACAUAUAUAGGGGUUCUGAUAUUGUCCCGAAUACAACUAUUACCUUGUAUGGAAGAUCACAUUCUUGUGGUCCAACAAUCCUCGAUAUAAAGAAGGAGUAUGCAAUUUAUGCAACAAAGUACGGCCCUCGAUUGGAAGUUGUCACCCAUGAGGAAGUUCCUCCGGCCUCCAUCGCCCGACUGAAGAUGUACGAUUGCUCCUGUCAGAUCGAAAUUCACAAACCUAAUAUGUCCAAUACAUUGAGGUAUGAAGAUUCAUUGGAUAAAUGUAUUAUAACCACGCAUGGCCGGGACUGCCAAUUCAGGAAUGGCUACUGCAAGAAAACAAAUAACCUUUGUUCAUGGGAACUUUUUCCUCGUGCAUACCACAGAACGAACUGUGUCCAGAACGUGUGAAAAUGCGUUAUUUACUGCUUACAUGUUAUUCUUAAACAUUUUAUUAAUGACAAUGGAAAUAUAUCAUACACACAUCUCA
Messenger RNA from Ostrea edulis (European flat oyster), 683 nucleotides. RefSeq lists its product as uncharacterized. Lineage: Eukaryota; Metazoa; Mollusca; Bivalvia; Ostreida; Ostreidae. Bases 29 to 604 code for a protein of 191 amino acids. The transcript has 5 exons. The record is from RefSeq and is a predicted model, not a curated record.